Leptomonas pyrrhocoris is the source of this 892-nucleotide messenger RNA. RefSeq lists its product as hypothetical. The transcript has a single exon. Lineage: Eukaryota; Euglenozoa; Kinetoplastea; Trypanosomatida; Trypanosomatidae. The record is from RefSeq and is a predicted model, not a curated record. Bases 311 to 892 code for a protein of 193 amino acids.
AGAGAUAGGUGCAAUCCUGUUCCAUCGCACCUUCGUGGACGUGGUUCCACUGCACAGCAGUAGCUGAUUUGUUUCUUUCUUCCUUUACUUUAAAGUCCCGCACAGGACUAACAGAUUCCAUCACCACUAUCAUCAGCACUAUACGAUUACUAUUAUUAUUACUAUUAUUGUGAUUAGUCGUUCCUCCCCCCCCCUCCUAUCGUUCAGAUCUAGUACGUUUGCAGGAUCUGCCGUACAUCAUCGUAGGAGAGUCGCUCGGAGGUAAACAGCAGCAAAAAUAACGCAGGGUCACUUCGGAAACGCAGCAGCAAUGCAACGUACCGUGUGUCGGUGCAACGCGGCAGGCACCGCUGCGUCCAGCAGCUACAAGCACCAAGAGAAGCUACGCCUCUACCGCACACUGCUGAAGGGCGCCUACGGCUUCCCGAUGCGGUCGCGGCGUGAGGUGGUGACGGAAGAGGUCAUGAGCACCUUCCGCGACCCGAACAACGAGCAGCUCAGCGAGAGGGACAUCGACUACCGUCUCGUGCUGGGGUGGGAGCGAGCCAAGUCGAUCCAAACCUACGCUGAAAACAUGCACUGGUUCCACUCCCGCGAUGAGGUGACGAAGGAGAUGCUUUACUUUUCGGAAGAGCGAGACCGAAAGCGGGCGGAGCAGAUGCGCCGUUUCAACCGCGUCAGCGAUGCGCGCCACAAAACGGAGGAGGUGACGAAGUUCAAGUCUACCUACUACAACGUCCACCCGGAUUACUACGACAAACUCGGCAGCAAACCGCUGACAAGCUCACGCGAUGUGUGGCGCGCACGCGGACAGUACGGCUCCGACGUUGGUGGGCCACGGCAGAAGUUCUUCGUGCGCCGCUUCAAAGCGAUGUUCCCGCAGGGUUGGUGA